CUGAGUGUGCGCCCUGGGCGCAGAGAGCCGCGCUGGCCCCGGACCCCCUGCGCGGGCAGCAGCCGCCGGGGCUCGGCCGGCCGAGGGACGGGGCUUCCCCUCGGGAGCCGGAGCAGCGCUCCCUGUGCCCCGUGGUCCCCGGUCCCGGGGGCACCGCCGCGCCGGGGCAUCCCGCCGUGACCCCGGCCGGGGGAGGCACGGUGGGGCCCCGAGCCUGCCGGGCUGUGUAAUUGGAAAAAAAAAAAAAAAAAAAAAAAAGGGGGGGGGGGGCGGGUGGCGGGAGGAAAACCCCCUUCUUGCAAAAAUGCAGAUCGCUCUCUUCUUGUCCUGGUGCUGUUGCCUGCAUGGAUGGGCGCUAGGGACUGGCUUCCUCUAUCAAUUCCCAGCAUCAACCCUGCAGCACAACUACCCAGAGCAGAGCUCGGGCUCGCCGGGCAGCGGCUUCGCCAGUCGCCGGCAUUGGUGUCACUAUACGGUUACACGGACGGUUUCCUGCCAAGUGCAGAAUGGGUCAGAAACAGUGAUCCAGCGAGUUUACCAGAGCUGCCGGUGGCCAGGACCAUGUGCCAACUUAGUGAGUUACAGGACUCUCAUCAGGCCCACGUACAAAAUGUCUUACCGAACUGUGACCACACUGGAGUGGAGGUGCUGUCCUGGCUUCACAGGGAGCAACUGUGAAGAGGGUUCAUCUGGCCACCAGCACGGUUACUUUUCCAACCAGGACCAAUGCAUGAACUGCACAAGACUAGCAGAUAUGACCGAGAGGCUAAACACGCUUGAGGCCAAGAUCCUUCUGCUGGAGGCUGCAGAGCGAAGCCCACCGUUGGAAAACAACCUGCCGAUCACUGGGACGACGGCCACGUGGUACGACGAUUUGCUACCAGAUGCCUUUCCCCUGCUGAAUCCCGGGACUGUCCUCAGAAAAACAGUGGGAUCUGUUGAGCCUAAAGGACACAGAGGUACAGAGGAGCAGCUAAUACCACAGGGGCUGCCAGGACAGGUUGGUCCUCCAGGCCCAGUUGGACCAACUGGUCUUCCAGGCCCACCAGGACCUAAAGGAGAGAAGGGACAACCUGGUGAGAGGGGCCCGGCGGGGCCACCAGGGCUGUUGGGACCUCAAGGACCGAGAGGACUUCCAGGAGAAACCGGGAUCCCAGGUCCCCCAGGUCCUCCAGGGCCACCAGCCACCCCAAGCCUCCCUCUUACCUUCCAACAAGGGGUCCUCUACUCACUCCAGCCCACAGCUGAAAAAGAAAAUGGAGAACCCCAGCUGGCCUCCACCGUCAUAGACACCAUCAUGGCUGGCCUGCCAGGACCACGGGGAGCCCCGGGCCCCAUUGGGCCACCAGGGCCACCAGGUGCAUCAGGACCCAAAGGGCCACCAGGACCCAUCGGAGUCCCUGGAUCACAAGGCUUACCAGGCUCUCCAGGACAACCCGGGCCAAAAGGCUCCAAAGGAGACCGAGGAGAGAGAGGGCAAGCAGGUCUGACUGGAGAGAGGGGCAUUAAGGGAUUUCCUGGUGAACCAGGCAAGAAGGGUGAGGAAGGUGACAAAGGUGCUGAUGGAGAAGGUGUUCAACAACUUAGAGAAGCUCUGAAGAUUUUAGCUGAGAGGGUAUUAAUUCUUGAGCACAUGAUAGGAAUUCAUGACUCUUUAUCUUCCAUUGAGCCAGGCUCUGGACAAGAUGUGAUCCCGGGCUCCCCCCUGCGAACCAGCAUCAAGAUCAAACGUGGAGGACCCCAGCAGCCACAGGCCUACCAGAUCCUCUCUUCACUGCUGGAUGACAGUGAAGCCAAAAGGAGAAGCAGUCGGAUGAAGUAGGAGCGUCUGUGUGUUCUCCAUGCCUUUCACCAGUUAAAGAUACAGUAUCCCAGUGCUUAAUUGCAGAGUGCAAAUGAAGUGGGAAGGAGGCUGCAGUGUUGGCAAUUGGGUUUCCUUACGUGGCCAAUACUAUGCCCUUAUUGCAGGGAUUGUCUUAUCCAUAGCUCAGAGAGGGUCUUACGAACGCUUUUCUUGAUUUUGUUGUUUUGCCUUUGGAAUACCAGGUGGCAGGUAUCCUCAGAAGCUGUCUACAGAAAUGACACCUCCUGACUGUCUCACAAGAGUUUAAUCCUCCCCUUGUUUCCUCACUGCCCUUGAAAGUUACUCAGUUAAAGCACUGCUUCUAGCUGAGACGGUCAGUCCCAUCUAGACUCAAAGUCAAGCCUUAGCCUUGUCCAUUGAUAUAGAUGAUGGCAUCUGCUUUUAUCUCAUGUGGUGGUGUCAUGCUGACUUCCAGGAGAAAAUACCACUUUCAUAGGCCAUUAAAGCAUUUUCAUCUGCAAGGAUUUCUUUUAAGCAAAGAGCAAAUUGGAAAAUUCAAAGAACAUUUAAAACUGUUACUCUGACAAUUCAGGUUACGCUUUGGAAAUGAGCAUCAAAAUCUUGUGUUUUCAUGUUGCUAAUUGCAUGUGAGUGGCAUUAUUUCUAUUCAUGGUUGGCUAAGCAAGGACUUUUGAUGCAAAUAUUCAUGGCAACAUUGACUUUUUAUCUAUAUUCAGUGAGAUUAGACUGCUUCUAUGAAAAUAUAGAGCAGUUUGUAUGAGAUAUGAUGCAGUUGUGCAAGAAUUUUCCUAUAUUGCAUCCAGUUUGUGCAUACAUCCAGAAAUAAAUAAUUUAAGUAGUAGCAAUAACUAUUCAUAUAAAAGGAUAUUUUUCAAUAGUUUCUUAAUCACACAUCUAUAAGGAAGAAUGUUUUCACAUUGUUUUGUUUUUAUCUUGUGAGUAAAUCCUUGCCAUUUGAAUCUGGAGAUGGUGUAGUAGCAAACCACGACCUAGGGAAUUAGAGUCUUGUCAGGAGCUUAUCUUGCACUGGGAAUUAAAUACAAAGUCAUUUUAAUUUUUGCAAUAAAUUGUCAUUUGCGGGGAAGUCCCAGCUCCAGGGUUAAGAAGUUGAACCUGCACUUCAGUGACAAAUGAGUCACUACAGCUGCUGUGCAAAUCAAAUGGGACAAGUUGAUGUCAUUCAUGUAGACAGUGAUUUUUGUUAGAAAGGGUGAGACUAAUCAACAGAACCAAUAGUAAUUUUUUUUUUUUUUUUAAUUCCCUUCUCCCCCCUGUUCCUGAGCAUUUUCAAAUUCAGCCUAGGACAAAAGUGAGUAAUUUGAGUUUGUGUUUGUCAUUUUAUGGCCUAAGUUACAUAACUUGGUCACAUUCUAUCUGUUUCCUAGUGCAAGAUACAGCUAUCUGAAAAAGGUAAACUGUCCUGCUACAAAAUUUCUGUCAAAAGCUGUUUCAAAGACCAGCAGUUGUGUGGUCCAUGUAUUCAACAACCCUUGUCACCUGAAGUGAUAUUCCCAAGGCAAAACCAGAACCACGUAGUACACUGGAAAUGAGGCUUAAGAAGAAGGAGCUCUGCCAGCCCAACAAUAUCCACACAUUAAAUUAACUUUCCAUAUACAUUGUAAACAUGGUAGACCUAAAGAGACAUCAGAACAUUCAAAUCUUUCCUCUGAAGAGCAUUAUAUUUUCAGAAAUGAACAGGUUACAGGCUACUUCAGGAUGACUGAGUUCACUAUACGUCUUCAUUUGACCCUGUUCUUUAGGGAUCCAACCAUCCCUCUCAAAACAGGUGAAAUGGUAUAAGUUGAUGCUGAGCAAGCACCAGAGAAACUUGCCCUCAUACAGAAGCUUUUUACUGCUGUACAGCUAAAUAAUGAACAGCCUUGAUUUAAGCUGGCUUGGAGGCCACAGUAGAUGUAUUUACUUGCCCUGCUUUGAAUCCUCACGCCACUUGGCUAAUGCCAGUGGUGGAGCUCAUGUAGCAGUCAGCCCACAUAGUUCAUGUUGUACUUCUGUAUGCUCAAGUUUUCCUUUGGACAUUUCAAACAAACAAGUCCAAAGUGUUACAAACAUCUGGGGAGCUGAGGCCAAGGUACAAUCAGGUGUUCACUUUCCCCAAGACUCCAACAAGGGAAGUGAGCACAGAGUUUUGCCAAGAGCUGGUGCUUCAGGCUCCAGCAUUACUUUGCCUGCCAGUACUCUGAAUUACAGCUGGAGUGUGAUAUAGAAGGAAGACAAGAAAAAAACAAGUAAAACUGCCCAAGUCAAGCAGGUUACUGACUUCAAGCAGCCAUCCUGUAUUCAUAAUCCUUUUGGGAGAAUGAAAUAAAGUCUCCUUAAGUGUAUCUUAGUUUCAAAUCCAGCACCAGCUUUAAACCAAGUGCUAACUCUAAUGACCGUAUGUGUAUAAAUGACCCUGGAUUAAACCAGUGUCUUAAAGAAGGCUGGCAACCAGCUCCCAGCCUAAAACGAGUCACAAAGACAGACAGCUCAACUUCCCAUCGUGUGGCCAAUGACUGAAGUCCCGAGCAGCAGCCCCUGGCCCUCCAUUCACUACCAUGAGGGCAAUAGCUCUGUUGAUGGGCAGCUAAGUGUGGUGCAGCCACUGAUACAUUCUUGGCAUAAUCUUUUCAUUUAAGAAUUAAACAUGCAAAAAAAAAAAAGAUGUUUCCCCACUUACAGGCUGAUUACCAUGUAGGAAUUGAGAAGUACUUGAUUACCUCUUUGUUGAAUUGAGCCCAUCUUGGUCCUGAUCACAUGGACAUUACAAGACAUAGCCAGUGGCUUCCAGGAGAGAACCCCUUACGCCAACCAGGAGGUGUUGGAAAAUCAGGCCCCGAAGACUGAGGAGAAAUCCCAGUUCAGUCUAAACAUGUACACUGGGCAGGCUGGUGCUAGCUGUAGGUGCUUGCCACGUUAAGAAAGUUUCCUCAUGGCAGUUUCAGGAACUAAACUAAACCAAAGCAAUCUUUAAAAGGGGAAACAGCAAAAUUUGGUUUCAUUGGACCUGUAGCUACAGGGUUGAAUUUGGGGAAGAGAGAGUACAAUGAGGCCAUUUUCACGUCCCUGACGUUUUGGAGCCUUCACACUGAAUUGAAAGAGAGAUUUUUCUCCCUCUACAUUUGUCUUCCUGAAUUCAAAGCUACUGCAUGAGUUUGAUGACUGCUCUCUUCAAGUAUUGACUAGGAUUUUGGAUUUUCAAUUACUUAAAACAAAUUACUGGCACAAUGAAAGGAAAUUUAAUGGAAGUUGUUUGCAAUGAAUCCUGCCAAGUCAAUUGUCAGAAGACUGGUUAGGUUUGGGUUGCAACCAUUUUAAUUAUUGAGUUUUCCAGACUUCUGUAUGAGCUAUGUAUUUUUUUUCUCCCCACACUUCUUGCUUUAUUUAGCUAAAUAUCUCUUUUAUGCGGUACUGUAUCUUUAAUUUGGGUGACAGUAGGGUUAUACCAAAUGGACUUUCUCUCUAAGCUGGGAUUUCAUUCCUCUCUACUUACACAAGGGUUGGACCACACUGUUGUGCAGUCCCAGUUUAAUUAUGUUUUAAAGGUGAACAUAGCCUCACACGCUGACAUUAAUGAUAAUCAUGACUAAGCAAACCACUCCAACCACAUUUUCCAUCUUAGGCAGGAUACUAAGGUUCAUUUUAGCCAGGGCAUAUAAUGCAUCUUGCCAUGUCUAUGUAAUUUAGAGUGGAUUUAUUUUGAAUGUGUGCUCAUUUAGAAAUAGAUUUUAACUGAAAUGUUUAGUGCUUUAUCUUACAUGCAUACUGUGCAAUACCAUAGUGUGUUCUUUUCUUUUUUUCUUUUUUCCUAAGACUUUUUUGAAAUUCCUAAUGUUUCUUUGAGCUCCAAUGUGUUUUUGACUUGGAUCGGUUCUGGUAGUAGUAACGCAUUUUCCUUGCCUUGAGCUAAAUAGAAGCAGCAGCAGCACAUUGCACAACCAGAGAUCUUUUCAAUUCGUGCACCCUGAUGUUCACCAGCAAUCUGGUACUCUGGGGAGGCGGAGAAUGCUUCUCUCCAGAGUAUCUAAUUUGCACUUACUGUAAAGAACUGAUAGCAACCCAGGGAAAUAGGAGUAAACUAAAGAGAAGAGCCCUCACCUGUUCCCACCAAACUCCACAGUAAUUUUGCCAUCAACUUUCAAAGGAACAGGCCAUAAAAUCCAGAUCCAGACCUUCAGCUAGCACAGACUGGUGCUGCUUCCAGUGGAGCAGAGCAAAUGGCUCACAAGUGGCUUUCUGAGAGUUUGGCUCUGGGAUUGAGGUUCACUCCCAGUCUCUGCAAUUAACUAUAUUAAUGUAGGAACCUGACCACUGUGACAAAGGCUUCUAAAAGACAAUCAGCUUCUGGAAUUAUUUCUCGAUACAAUUUAUUGGAAAUCCAUUCUCCUGAACGUUUACAGCUUCUGUCUUAUUCAAGAUUACAUUCCAUUCUGGUGUUUGGUGAUAUAGGGGUUUAAACUACUCACAGUUUCUGUGAUUGCAUUGAAACCAAGCAAUUCAAAGGUGCUAUAAUUGUUCACAAGGCACAUUCCCAUCCAUAGAAGGGAUUGUUAACUUUUUCACUAGUUAUUUUACACAGUAUUUUUUUAUUUAUAUUAGUGUGUUUCAUAUGUGUGCAAAUGGUCCUGGCUUCUCUCAUUGUAAUAAGCUUUACAACCAUUCGGCCUUUUACGGGGCAGCCACAUGCAAUAUCUUGCAAUCGUGUAAUUUCUUAACUUAGAGCAAGAAUAAAUCUCAUCUGACACAAUGAACUCAUUUAUGGCAGGCUCUAAUGUUUGAUGUAAACACAACCUGUUUGUUCCACUGCUUGCAUGGUUACUUAUCUGUUUUCAUAUUGCUAUGUUAUUGUUCAAAAUAUCUAUUUCUCUUUAUUUGCUAUGGGUUUUGUUACUGUAUAUGGAAUGUUUUGUAUUCAGCAUUUUCUUACAGAGCAGAGUGGGAACAGUAUUCAAGAACCCACAAAUACCAAAGACCUUUCAUGUAAUGCACUGAGAAAUAAACAUACUGUAAAUGAA
Molecule: messenger RNA, 6837 nt
Organism: Tyto alba (common barn owl)
Lineage: Eukaryota; Metazoa; Chordata; Aves; Strigiformes; Tytonidae
Gene: COL26A1
Product: collagen type XXVI alpha 1 chain
Exons: 16
Coding region: 305-1822 (505 amino acids)
Molecular function (GO): protein binding
Source: RefSeq, a predicted model, not a curated record